CAUGGCUACAGUCACUAUCGCUGUCAGCGGGCUCACGUACUCGUACACAGCUGCUUCGGACCCAAUUCUCAAGGAUAUAGCUCUCAGUUUGCCAGAGGGAUCCAGAACUAUUCUUGUUGGUGCCAAUGGAGCUGGGAAAUCCACUCUACUGCAGAUUCUUGCCGGAAAGCGCCUGGUGAGCACCCCUGGUGCCGACAUCCGUAUCAAGGACUGCGAUGUCUUUCGCAAUUCACCUUUGGGCGUCUCUUUCCUGGGAACUGAAUGGGCCAUGAAUCCUGUCGUGCGCGGCGACAUCGUCGUGUCUGCAUUUCUCGACUCUGUAGGCGGAUACAGGUAUAAGGAGAGGAGGGACCGUUUGCUCGAUAUCCUGGAUAUCGAUCUGGACUGGCAUAUGCAUGCAAUUUCAGAUGGAGAGCGCCGCCGAGUCCAGCUGUGUUUCGGCCUCAUGAUGCCGUGGGAUGUUCUUUUGCUUGAUGAGGUCACCGUAGAUCUGGAUGCACUUGUGCGAGAUGAUCUCCUCAACUUUCUUCGCAAUGAUAGUGAAACUAGAGGCGCAACCAUUAUCUAUGCGACACAUAUAUUCGAGGGGCUCAAUGAUUUUCCCACCCAUGUUGCCCACAUGCGUUUUGGUGUUUUCGCUACUCCCCCCACUGCGUGGCCUUUUUCUGACCAGCCGACGGUGACAUUAUACUCUGUUGCAGUACAAUGGCUCAAAGAGGACCGAGAGUAUAGACGUGAGCUUGAGAAGAAUGGCCUUAAACUCAGGGGAGCCAGGAAGGAUGAGGGCGUUCCGUCGGACUCUGAGACCUUCUACAGGAAAUAUGACUACAGCCAUUGACGAGGC
Molecule: messenger RNA, 844 nt
Organism: Guyanagaster necrorhizus
Lineage: Eukaryota; Fungi; Basidiomycota; Agaricomycetes; Agaricales; Physalacriaceae
Product: P-loop containing nucleoside triphosphate hydrolase protein
Exons: 7
Molecular function (GO): ATP binding; ATP hydrolysis activity
Source: RefSeq, a predicted model, not a curated record